Molecule: messenger RNA, 2424 nt
Organism: Mesorhabditis belari
Lineage: Eukaryota; Metazoa; Nematoda; Chromadorea; Rhabditida; Rhabditidae
Source: the annotation of a GenBank genome assembly
AUGAUCAGACGUGGCGACAGAAAUGUUUCGAGAACGGAUAUGUGGAAUUUGAUGCGCCAAGUUUUCGUUUUCUCGGAGGAUGACUUUAAAUACACAAUUUCUCUACAAGUUCGCCCUGGUCUUAUCAUUACUGGUUCUCAUGAUUAUAAGUGGCGGGUCUGGAAUUUUGAAGAUGCUCAACCGGCUUUUACUCUAACUGGUCAGAAUGGUCUCCUUUAUUCGUAUCAAGUGAGCGAAGAUCGCAAAUACAUUGUCUGUAGCGGGUUAGAUGGAACGGUGCGCGUUUGGUAUGGUCAAACCGGUGCACAGCUUCAUGUUUUGCAGGGACAUACGCAUAGGAUUUCAUGCAUGAGUCUACAUGGGACAACUCUUGUUUCUGGAUCGUGGGAUCAAACACUCCGAGUCUGGGACAUUGUCGACGGGAAAUGCCUUCACAUUUUGGCUGUCGCUGCUUGGGUGAAUUUUGUGAAAUUUGAUGGAGAACGGGUUGUAUUUGAUGGCCAAGCUUUUGCCGUAAACGUUUGGAAUGUACACACGGAAGAGUGUUUGCACAUGCUGACCGGUCACACGGAAAGGAUCAAUUCUCUUUUGUUUGAGCCAGAGCGCGAUCUUGUCGUUUCGGGCAGUCAUGACGGAACUAUUCGCGUCUGGGAUGUGCAAAGAGGAACAUGCAUCGCAAAUAUUGUCUUUCAUGAAGGGUCACGGCUCAGUGGUUACUUUGAGAUGCAGCUUCGCGGAAACAUUUUGGCCUGCUAUUACGCCUCGGAAGUUAAGGUUUGGGACAUUCGUGAGGGUGGCUCGUGCCUUCACCACUUGCAUGGCGUAAAUGGUCACACGUCGGCCAUCACUUCAUUGCAAUUGCUCGACUCCGGCCUUUUGGUGACAGGUUCGAUGAAUGGAUCGGUCAUGCUCUGGGAUGUGGACAAAGGUAUCUUUAUUCGUGAUCUCAUUCCAUUGGUUGACCAUCGCCAUUAUUAUUGGAAUCUCGAAGCCUCUGAAACAUCACUCGUCUGUGGAGUUCGAGUUUGGGAAGACCGAUCGGGAGAGGAGACAAAGAUUGCUUAUCGCAUCAUCGCCCAUUUGACACCGCACGAUUUGAUGAGUUGUGCUGGCGUUUCGCGGACGUGGCAACGGAUUUGUGAAGAUGAUCAGACAUGGCGACAGAAAUGUUUCGAGAACGGAUAUGUGGAAUUUGAUGCGCCAAGUUUUCGUUUUCUCGGGGGUUGGGCGGUGAAACGAGCAAAUGAGCAAGCCGGAAUCUGUUCACAUAUGGACCUUCAAGAAGCACAUCAGAAUCGACAAGCACGCGAGAUCGCAUAUGGACAAUGUUAUGAGCGUUCGCCAUGGAAGUCGCUGUACUUGCGAAAGAAGCGAAUCAUUUCGAAUUGGCGAUCCCGAGCGAUUCAAUCAAGCACUGUUCUAGAUGAUGACCUUCUGUAUCAAGUCUUGUAUCAGAAAAAUCAGUCUGCUCGUAUCAUUACUAGUUUUCAUGAUUAUAAGUUGCGGGUCUGGAAUGCUGGAGAUGCUCAACCGGCUUUCACUCUAAGUGGUCAGCGCGGUUCCGGUUAUUCGUAUCAAGGGAGCGAAGAUGGCAAAUACAUUGUCUCUAGCGAGUCUGAUGGAACAGUGCGCGUUUUGUGUGGUAAAACUGGUGCAGAGCUUCAUUUUUUGACGGAUUUGAUUCUAUGCAUGAGUCUACAUGGCACAACUCUUGUUUCUGGAUCAUCGGAUCUAACACUUCGAGUCUGGGACAUUGUCGACGGGAAAUGCCUUCACAUUUUGGCUAUCGAGGCGGAGGCGUAUUUUGUGAAAUUUGAUGGAAAACGGGUUGUAUUUAUCGGCCAUGGAUUUACCGUAAACGUUUGGAUUAUACACACGGAAGAGUGUUUGCACACGCUGACGGGCCACACGGGGCCAGUCGAUUCACUUUUGUUUGAGCCAGAGCGCGGUCUUGUCGUGUCGGGUAGUAGUGAUGACGGAACGAUUCGCGUCUGGGAUGUGCAAAGAGGAACAUGCAUCGCACUUAUUGGCUGUCGUCACAAUUUAAGGUACACAGGUAACUUUGGGAUGCAGCUUCGCGGAAACAAUUUGGCCUGCUAUUACGCCUCGGAAGUUAAGGUUUGGGACAUUCGUGAGGGUGGCUCAUGCCUUCACCACUUGCAUGGCGGAAAUGGUCAGACGUCGACCAUCACUUCAUUGCAAUUGCUCGACUCCGGACUUUUGGUGACAGGUUCGAGGAAUGGCUCGGUGAAGCUGUGGGAUGUGAAGAAAGGUACCUUCGUUCGUGAUCUCGUUCGAUCUCGUUGGGGUGACCCUGGCCGUUAUUAUUGUAAUCUCAAAGCCUCUGAAACAUUACUCGUAUGUGGAGUUCGAUCGGUAGAGGAGGCAAAGCUCAUCUUGAUCGAUCUUGACGCAUCAUAUCCA